This is a messenger RNA of Solanum pennellii, 468 nucleotides long. RefSeq lists its product as uncharacterized. Bases 1 to 468 code for a protein of 155 amino acids. NCBI's taxonomy places the organism in Eukaryota, Viridiplantae, Streptophyta, Magnoliopsida, Solanales, Solanaceae. The transcript has a single exon. The record is from RefSeq and is a predicted model, not a curated record.
AUGUGUAAGGAUAGACGAGCUUUGGGCGGAGUUCCGGUCACGUGGGAGAUGUUUAAGACAGCCAUCCUUGAGAGAUUUUUCCCCAGGGAUAUGAGAGAGACCAAGGUUGAGGAGUUUAUCAACCUUAAACAAGGAUCGAUGAAAGUCAGGGAGUAUUACUUGAAGUUUGUUAAAUUAUUCAGAUAUGCCACUUCUCUUGUGUCUAACAACACAGACGAGAUGAGUAGAUUCUUGACAGGGCAUUCUAAGGAUCUCGAUGAGGAGUGUAGGGAAGCAAUGCGGCAUGAUAGCAUGGACCUUUCCAGGAUUAUGGUCCAUGUCCAGCAAGUGGAGGAAAGCAGGAAAAGGAAGCACACUAGAGCAGGGAACAGGUCAAGGCAAGCUGAGGAGAAUUUUUCAAGGAGGAGUACUACUGAAAUCAAGGAUAAGCCCAAGUUUAAGAAGGGACUCUCCCACCAAGGGGAGUAA